Molecule: messenger RNA, 4385 nt
Organism: Aplysia californica (California sea hare)
Lineage: Eukaryota; Metazoa; Mollusca; Gastropoda; Aplysiida; Aplysiidae
Product: cap-specific mRNA (nucleoside-2'-O-)-methyltransferase 1
Exons: 22
Coding region: 165-2645 (826 amino acids)
Biological process (GO): 7-methylguanosine mRNA capping
Cellular component (GO): cytoplasm; nucleus
Molecular function (GO): methyltransferase cap1 activity; protein binding; nucleic acid binding
Source: RefSeq, a predicted model, not a curated record
GAACUUUUUUAAAACUUAGAAAUACAGGAAGGAGAGCUUGACAAUCCUCACACUGCUACUUCUUGACUCGGAUACAGAGAACUGUUUCCAGGAAAAAGUAGCACAGACCUGUUUUCAUUUUCAAAUAUAUAAAGGCUACUGGUAAAUCAAGAUCUGAAGGCAAAAUGUCAUCAUUGACAGAUUCAGAGGACGAGGCAGACCAGCGUCCAGGAUUUGGACAUUCGUCAGGUGUAAGUGACAAAGGAGCUGGCUUUGUACCCAGGAAAGCUGUAAGGAAACGGCCAUACAGUGAAAUCACAGAGAGUGGGGAUGCUGGAAAGAAUGGGAGUCUCCGCCCUGCUGAUGCGAGACUUGACGACUUUAUCAAGAAAAAACAAGACUCUGGUCCAGAGAUGUCAGAGGCAGCAAGGAAAAUGAUGGCUCGAAUGGGUCACAAGCAAGGUGAAGGUCUUGGUAAGCAUGGGCAGGGACGGACUCAAAUUGUGGAGGCAUCAACUCAGCGAGGUCGCAGAGGUUUGGGUAUGGUUGUCUCUGGCCUUGAACCUUCAGAUGUUGAAUGGGACUUUAUAAAGGAAGAGAUUGUUGAAGAUGAAGUGGUUGAGUGGCUACCAAAGUACAGUGGAGACAUUCCUAGUUUACAAGAAAUGCUGUCCUGGAAAGAAAUUGGUCCAAAAAAGCGUGAAAUUGAUGAGGAGACAAACUUCUGCUCUGAGGAGACGUUGAAAAUGAUGCUGAGUGGGAAGAGUGUGUUUGACCGACUAGAGCCAGAGGAGAUGAGACGAGCACGGACAAGAUCUAAUCCUUAUGAGACCAUAAGAGGAGUCAUUUUUCUGAACAGAGCUGCCAUGAAGAUGGCAAAUAUGGAUGCCAUCCUAGACUUCAUGUUCUCAAACCCAAGAAAGCCAAAUGGGGAGUCUCUGGUAGAGGCGAAUGAGCUGCUGUACUUUGCUGAUGUGUGUGCUGGGCCUGGGGGGUUCAGCGAGUACUUGUUGUGGAGGAAGAAGGGAGAGUCGAAAGGCUUUGGCCUGACUCUCAAGGGCUCUAAUGACUUUAAGCUGGAGGACUUCUAUGCAGGACCCCCAGAGAUGUUUGAGCCCCAUUACGGUGUCGGAGGUCUGCAUGGAGAUGGUGAUAUUUUCAACCCGGACAACCAAGCUGCUUUCAGGAAGUUUGUGUUGGACAACACAGGGGGUCAAGGAGUCCAUGUUGUCAUGGCCGAUGGGGGUUUCUCUGUGGAGGGCCAAGAAAACAUUCAAGAAAUUUUAUCAAAGCAGCUGUACCUGUGCCAGUUUUUGGUGGCUGUCUCCAUCUUAAGAACAGGGGGCCACUUUGUGUGCAAGCUGUUUGACCUUUUCACUCCCUUCAGUGUGGGACUUGUGUACCUGAUGAACAUGAUCUUUGAGCAGGUGGCUAUCUUCAAACCAGUCACAAGCCGACCAGCUAACUCGGAGAGGUACAUUGUGUGUAAAAAUUUGAAGGAGGACAAUGAGACUGUCCGCUGCUACAUGCACGAGAUCAACGUAGACUUGUGUCGUUACAUGUCUGCCGUGUCUGUGGAUGACAUCAACCACAUUGUCCCACUUGACACGCUCAUGAACGAUGAGCCAUUCUUUAUGUACAUGGUGAACUCCAACGAAAACUUUGCCAAGGUGCAAGCCAUCCACCUGAAGAAAAUCGAAGUGUUUACUAAGAACAGCCAGUUGUAUGAGACCAGGCAAUCAGAGGUCAGGAAGAAUUGCUUACUGAAGUGGAAGAUACCAGAUGAGGUACGAGCUGCUCCUGGUCGACCGGAUCCAAACUCUGUGUUCCAGUCUAUGGUAAAGGGUGACUCUGCAGUUCUGGAGCAGGGUGGGACAGUACUGACCCAAGACAAUCUAAACAGUAUCAAGUCUUUAGCAAGUUACUCCUGCUCUGUACUAGGGGAUGGUCCAACAUUCCACAUACUGGGAUGUGGGAGGUUUCAUGUGUUUCGUUGGGACAACAGAGGCAAAAUGAGGUGGCAAAAACUGAACUCAACAAAACUGGAACUUCCCAGCAAGACCCUACUUGAGGUUCAGGAAGUGCAAGAGCUCAAGGGAGAAGGCAAAGGUCAACGCAGGCAGACCACCAUUCAUGUGCUAGACGCUCUUUUCCUCUGUGGUGAAGAUGUGAGGCAGAUGUCUUUUGAGAAAAGGCAAGAAAAACUGGGCAAAUUUGUGCGUGCCUUGAGAAAGCCGACAAGGUCUGAUCUGGCUUAUAUGUUAAAACCUGACGUCUUCCCUCUGGAGCAAAUUGACAAGGUCUUUCAAAGACUCAGCAUGCGGCAAAUCAAGGGCUCCAACAACCCACGUUUAUGUUACUGUAAUGAUUCCGGAAGCUUCUUUCAGCCUGCUGGGGUCAGCAUUCUGCAGACAGUCAAAGAACCGUGGAUCCGUGGUUACAGCAAAAGCACAGGUCGAAAAUACUGGUUCAACAUUUUGAGUCGGGAGUCUGUUUAUGAAUGCCCCAGCGGUGCAACAGCAUCUGUCAGUGAUUGUAAAAAGAACCUUCUAACGUGGUUGUGGACGGACGGAGUUCGAGUCCACCCUGAUCAACAGCAUGAAGACCCAAAACAGCUGUCCAAGGAUCAGAUUCUGGCCUUCAUCAAAAAGCUUCGGAAUCCCUGAGAGGCGCUAAUGUUUCUUACAUUUUGCUCAUCCGUCUCAUCUUUUGUCUUAUUUGUACACUCGAGGCAGUGUAUGGUCAUGUUAGUGAAAGACAGUGCUUUUUUGUCUUAUGCACUCUUGUGAAAUACAAGAAGAGUCAACGCAGAGUCUUCCUGUCAUUGUAUGUUGCUUGUGAAGACAUAUCCAUGUCCCCGAGCCAUUCAGGAGCAGUAACUAUGCGUUAAGGUUCCUCAAGUCAUGUUGCAUGGGUUUGUGUACAAUGCACAUGCUGCUGUCAUUUGAAUAGUUGAAGCUUUUAUCAGUAUCAGAGAUUUAGAAUUUCUCUUCUAGUAAGGUUGUCCCUCUUUAAAAACUUUGCUGUGAAGCAUGUACACCACAGGCCACACCAUUACACCCAAAUGAAAGGCAACAACAUCAGUCUUGCAAUAGCUGAGGUCGGUCGGCACCUUCCCCCUUGUCCUUCAUGUCCUUUGUGGAUCAAUAAAGUUUAUCUUUUCCUAUAUUUUGUCUUAUUUGGCGCAUAUGGUGUUCUCUGUAGUGAACCGGUAGUACACAGAAUCUAAAAUAUUUUAUAUAUCUAUGAUGUGCACCAGCCAUUCCUUCUUUACAUUAGUUGUUUUACCCCCCUGUCAUGGAUAGCUUUGCUUUUAUAUUUUAGUAUUUUUUAAGGUUUACUUGUAGAUAAAACAUAUUAAUGACCAAAAACACUGUGACAUUUAAAUAAUGAAACAGACUUGUAUUGUCCAUUUUUAAAAAUGAUUUUUCUUUUAAGUGUUACUGUUAUAUAUCGACCCGUAUUCAAUUACAAAAAUGUCAGAAUGAUUUUCUUGGAAUUUGUUUACAUUUCCUUUGCUCAAGUGGACUGCUUUUUUUUUAUACGAUCAGCUUCCUGUGGUAUAAGUAUGCAUAUUGGGGUUUAUGGCAUUGAUAACUUUUAGGGUUUUAUAGAGGGAUUUGGAGGGGGGGGGGGUGUUUGUGCUUGCCUCAAGUCAGUGGCCAAUAUCUGUAAACCGUGCUCAAACCAAAUAUUUAACCCCAAAAAUCCUAGGUUUAUGACUUCCGAUUCCAAAGCAUAUGCUGCCUUCAGAGUUCUCUCUAUAGGCUCUAUAACCUUGUGUUUAGGUCAUGAAAUUGAAUUGUUAGAAAAUCUGAGUUGGUUGUAUAGUAUAACGUGCAAGUCAGAUAACUCAAAAUUAUAUACUUGUAUGAAAGCACAAUGUCAUCAUUUGUCCUGCAGUGCCCCUUACACCCUAUUUUGUGAGUAAUACAAAAUGUCAAGAUUAGUGAAAGUCAUUUCCUUUGAAUUAACUUAGUCCCCAGAGAAUGAAUUACGUCUGCUAGAUUAAAUUAUAUACUAAAUGUGAUACAGUUACCUCCAGAAAUAUAGAUGCUUGCCGGAUGUUCUGGUGUAUUAUAGUUUAAUGCUGCUACUUAUUGAUGAAGACUGAACAAUUGAAGGAAAGACUAUAUUUUAUUGUAAUACAAUUCUCUAUGGUUAAUUUUUACGGGACAAGUAUUCAGAUUUAAUGUCUAUUUCCAAUAUAACCCAAUCACACGGAUAGAGAGCCACGAAAAUGUAAAAAAACAGAAAGACAAGUUCCAAAUCACUGCAUUAUGGAUUCAAACCACAGUCAUCCACAUUGUUGUCUAGUAGGAUACCUACUGAAGUAAAGGAGUACCCAGGAAAAACUGAGGUAUUAGAAAAUAUAAAAGUUAAUCUUUUUUUUUUUUUGAAAGGGC